AUGGUAGUAAUAGCUGCUUCUAUUUACCGUAUCAAGCUAAGGGAAAUAACCAAUAAUCUUGAAGUACAACAAUGUUAUAGUCAUAUCCCAUAUGACUCUUUCAACAUAGUUGUGGGGAUUCAUUUCGUUUCAUCUCUCAAUAGGGGAACAAUGUUAGGAAGUUUCAAUGAGUCCGUCACAUAUUGUCGGGACACCAUUUUGUCCAACAAAGAUGUGGAAGUAAUCAUCAAGGUGCCGGUUGAUAAUGUUGAUGAUGAGGCUGAUGAUGAUGAGGUUGAUGAAUCGAAUGACGACGAUGACGACGAUGAUGAGGUCGAUGAACCGAAUGACGACUACGAUGAUGAUGGUGAUGAUGAGGACAUGUUGAAUUUCAAGCCUGCUACAUGUUUGUCGGUUCAAGCUUUGAGAAGCUAUAAAUGGGGUGAUGAUGAAGAACAAGAUCGUCUACCUUUGAAGAAGAGGAGGAGAUUACGUGAGGGUUUGAGCUCAACGAACAAAGAAUGUGCUAUCUGUCUCGACGAGUUUUCGGAGGGUGAGAAGGUUGUCUCGAUGCCAUGCACACAUGUGUUCCACGAUGGUUGCAUCAUUAAGUGGUUGAAGACCAGUCACCUAUGCUCGUUGUGCCGAUUCCAGAUGCCAACUUGA
Messenger RNA from Gossypium arboreum, 645 nucleotides. RefSeq lists its product as uncharacterized. The transcript is spliced from 2 exons. Lineage: Eukaryota; Viridiplantae; Streptophyta; Magnoliopsida; Malvales; Malvaceae. Gene Ontology annotation, molecular function: ubiquitin protein ligase activity. Gene Ontology annotation, cellular component: cytoplasm. Bases 1 to 645 code for a protein of 214 amino acids. Gene Ontology annotation, biological process: protein ubiquitination. The record is from RefSeq and is a predicted model, not a curated record.